Molecule: messenger RNA, 1877 nt
Organism: Thunnus maccoyii (southern bluefin tuna)
Lineage: Eukaryota; Metazoa; Chordata; Actinopteri; Scombriformes; Scombridae
Gene: avpr2b.1
Product: arginine vasopressin receptor 2b, duplicate a
Exons: 2
Coding region: 270-1343 (357 amino acids)
Biological process (GO): regulation of systemic arterial blood pressure by vasopressin; positive regulation of vasoconstriction; G protein-coupled receptor signaling pathway
Cellular component (GO): membrane
Molecular function (GO): vasopressin receptor activity; peptide binding
Source: RefSeq, a predicted model, not a curated record
CCAACACCUCAGUUUUCGCUUGGAAACUCUCAACAUGUGUUGAUCACUGGAAAUUCACCUACUAAACUUCCACAAUGGUCUAUUUUCUAGGAACUACCUUUGAUGAAAUUAAGUCAAAUUGAGGUCUACUCCAUCUCUACAUGCUUACAUUGCUUUUUUUUGUAUGUUUUUUUUUUUUUUUUUUUUUUUUAAAUAUGCCUCCACUUCAGUCACCUGGAAUAGUUAUAUAACGGGGUUCAGCCACUCGGUGCUGUAUUUGGUGUGAAAGUAUGGCUUGGUUCAGUGUAAAUAUCAGUAACACUACUUUAGAGCGUGCACUAUCUGGGGAUGAGCCGCGAGAUGAGCGCUUGGCUCAAGUGGAAAUAGCUCUUCUGUCCAUCAUCUUCAUCACCGCGGGGAUCCUAAACUUCGGGCUCCUGUUGGUGCUGUGGAAGCGGAGGAAGCAGCUCUCCAGGAUGCGUGUCUUUGUUUUCCACCUGUGCGUGGCUGAUCUGGUGGUCACGUUUUUCCAAGUUUGUCCCCAACUCAUGUGGGACAUCACUGACAGAUUCGUUGGUCCAGAUAUACUGUGUCGCGCGGUGAAGUACCUGCAGGUGGUCGGGAUGUUUGCCUCCACCUAUAUGAUAGUAGUGAUGACGAUAGACCGAUAUCAAGCCAUCUGCAACCCCAUGGUGACUUUCCAGAGGCGCAGAGCGCGCUGGAACGGUCCGGUGUGCGCCGCCUGGUGCGUCUCCCUCAUCGGAAGCCUCCCGCAGGUCUUCAUCUUCUCGCGGGUCGAGGUCGCUCCGGGUGUGUACGACUGCUGGGCGAAGUUCAUUACGCCGUGGGGACCGAGAGCCUACGUGACCUGGACAACUCUGGUGAUAUUCGUCUUGCCUGUUCUUACGGUGAUCGUGUGUCAGGUGCGCAUCUGCCGAACCGUGCACAUCAACUUCCACAUGAAGACGCAGCACGUCGGAGAGGCAGUCAGAAAACCGCUAUCCUCCAGGGCCAGCAGCGUGGCAGGGGUGUCCAAGGCGAGGGUGAAGACGGUGAAGAUGACCGUGGUCAUCGUGCUCGCCUACAUCAUCUGCUGGGCGCCUUUCUUCACCGUGCAGCUCUGGUCUGUGUGGGACGUCGAGGCACCCACUCAGACUGCAACCUUCACCAUCUUGAUGCUGCUGGCCAAUCUAAACAGCUGUGCAAACCCCUGCAUCUACCUGCUGUUCAGUGGGAAACUGCCCAAGAGACUGGUGGCCCUGAUGUGCGUGGGCCAGCCUGAUCUGAAGGAGUCCAUCCAGGAGGAUGCCACCAUGGUCAGCUCCUUGUACAUCAGCCUCAAGAGCCUGUCAGACUGCAGAUAAAAUCCUUAAGCCUCAGACACUUCUCUCACAUCAGGUCAUCAAGUAUUGUUCCCUCAUGAGCAAAGGAGCUGUAGAAAUCCACUAAUAUCUGUGAGGACAAGCAUUACAGCAGAACUACAACUCCCUGUAGUAACAGUGUAUUGUAGGGAGACCACAUUAUCACAUUGUGGAGACGAGACACUUGAAUGUUAAAAAGUACAAACUCAUUAUGUAUGGAGUACCAGACACACUACUAGUCCUUGAAGGAAUAUUACACUGAUACAUUAAAUAAGCUUCCUAUAAAGGCACUAUUACGUAACACAAACAUUUAAAAUAUUAAAAGAUUUCUAUAGAUUUUUGGCUGGACCACAACAGCAGGGCCAGCCCUAUAACCACAAUUGUCAAGAAGGGUCUAUCUGCAGUCCUGCAGACCUACACGACACGCCCACUUUACUACCCUGACCCUUAACCAUCUCACUGCUCAUGCCUAAACCUAACAAGUGGGUGUGUCAUGUAGAUAUGGACAGAUGGGUGACAAAUUAAAGGAAAAACCGA